Molecule: messenger RNA, 1918 nt
Organism: Corylus avellana
Lineage: Eukaryota; Viridiplantae; Streptophyta; Magnoliopsida; Fagales; Betulaceae
Source: RefSeq, a predicted model, not a curated record
CCAUUUAGAUUGUUGACACCUUUUUGGUUUUCGUUGAAGAAUUCCUCUCUAGAAUAUAGCAAUAUUAAGCUGGUUGCGUUUAAAAGCUUUGUAAUUACAAAACUGCAAUCCAUGCGGUAUUGCUCUUUUAUUGACUUAUAUAAAGAUUGAAUCUUCUUUCAAAGGGAAACAUGAAAUUCUUGUUGUUGCGGCUCUGGUAGUAUCUAUGCAACUUGGGUUUCCUUUACUGUAUGUCAUCUUCUAGGAGUUUAUAUGCAUGCAGUCAAUAAUUUUUCUCUCUCGCAAAAACAAAAAAUAUAUCUUCUUCUUUUUUCAUGUGUUUAUAGUUUUAUUUGAUGGAUGGGUUCCUAAUGGAUCAGGCAAUGGUUUGAUUAGAGGGAUGAUGAAGUUUGCAGGAUAUUCUCUGACAGCUCCAUUUACUCCUAUUUAUCCAAAUAUCCUUAAAAACUAUACGAGAUUGCCGUUUGAUAUAUUUAACAGGAAUUGGACCAAGUCAAGUAGCGUGUCUGUCCAUACUCAAAAAGAUCAAGUACUUGCAAAUGCCGUGAUGGUUGCCGAGCAGUAUCUUCCUCCUUGGUUUAGUGUUGCUCCAAUGAUGGACUGGACAGAUAAUCAUUACAGGACUCUUGCUCGGCUCAUAUCAAAACAUGCAUGGCUCUAUACAGAGAUGCUUGCAGCUGAAACAAUUGUUUAUCAGAAGGAUAAUCUGGACAGAUUCUUGGCGUUUUCUCCAGAACAACAUCCUAUAGUGCUUCAAAUUGGUGGCAAUAAUUUGGAAAACCUGGCAAAAGCAACCAAACUUGCUAAUGCGUACAACUAUGAUGAAAUCAAUUUCAAUUGCGGAUGUCCUAGCCCAAAAGUAGCUGGACAUGGAUGCUUUGGUGUUCGUCUUAUGCUUGAUCCAAAGUUUGUUGGUGAGGCCAUGUCAGUAAUUGCUGCCAAUACAGAUGUUCCUGUCAGUGUUAAAUGUCGAAUUGGUGUUGAUGAUCAUGAUUCAUACAAUGAGCUCUGUGAUUUUAUUUACAAGGUUUCUUCUCUAUCACCAACUAGGCAUUUCAUAAUACACUCGAGGAAAGCACUGCUUAAUGGCAUUAGCCCAGCUGAAAAUCGAAGUAUUCCUCCUUUAAAAUAUGAGUACUUUUAUGGUCUCUUGCGUGACUUUCCAGAUUUAAGAUUGACAAUCAAUGGGGGCAUAAAUUGCGUUGACGAGGUCAAUGCAGCUCUAAGGUCAGGAGCUCAUGGUGUAAUGGUUGGACGCGCUGCAUACCAUAACCCUUGGCAUACUUUGGGACAUGUUGAUUCUACAAUUUAUGGUGCACCAAAGAGUGGUCUUACACGUCGUCAGGUUCUAGAGAAGUAUCAAGUAUAUGGGGAUUCUGUUUUGCGAAAAUAUGGACAAAAACCAGGAAUUCGGGAUGUGGUGAAGCCUUUACUUCAUCUUUUCUACACGGAGCCUGGGAAUGGUCUGUGGAAGCGCAAAGCCGACGCCGCUUUUCAACAUUGCACGACAAUUAAAUCAUUUUUUGAGGAAACCCUAGGGGCAAUUCCCGACUCCGUAAUGGAUUCACCUGUCAGGGAGCCACCAUCUGGUCGUGAUGAUCUUUUUGCAAAUGUACACAGUUUGCUGCCCCCUCCAUAUGAAACGACAGAGCAGGAGGUACUCUAUGCUUAAUUUGUAUACCUAAUUGGAAUUCAUUGCUGCCUCAAAUUGUGAGCAAUUUUUUUGGAACACGAGCUGAUUGGUCUCGUGUAACAUUAUGUAUCAAAAUUCUGUUAUCGAUCAGCAUUUUUGAAUGACUUACAUUUGAAUAUUUAUUUCCGAAAGGAUAAAAUUUUCUUUCAUGGAUCGGAUGAAAUUCUUUCGACCCAGUUUUUUAGACUAACAUGUGUUGCACAUGCAUUUUAAUAGAGCAUGUAA